AUCCAUCGCUUGCUAGCAUCAAGUCCACUGCAAAUACAGCGAAGUGUUCAUUUGUUUAUCUGGAAACGAGAAUUUGACUCGACCAGAAUUCGAACUUACGACCAUCUACACACACAUAUUCAAGACGCGAGACAGUCAUGUUGCCAAAUGCCCAGUGAAGUCGCUAUGAUGACCAUUCGACCCGGGUCAUUACCCAAGAGCCCGGAAUCCAAUGGUUUUAACGGUUUGACCGAUACCACCAACUACGAGGGCAGGAAGCCUAGGUCACGUGGUUCCAGUCCAGCCGAGAAGGGCUACAAGAAAACGACUGUAGUUCGGAAUGGGGCGGAUUCCAGGCGGACCCAAGGGAGUACUCCUAGCGAGAAGUUCUCAGGGACCACCACACUUCCACAGUCCAGGGACAGCGAUAACGGAAUUGUAGACCGCCUGGAUGAAGGCAGCCAACCACCAGUGAGAAACCACGUGCUAUCACCUGAAGACAACAUAAACGUGGUCGUCAGAGUUCGACCACUGAAUAACAAGGAGGUGAAAAAUGGCGACGAAUCAGUCGUCCAGUAUCCAGGGAACGGACAGAUUUUGCUCGGUCCUGUGGGUGCUGGUCACCCCAAGCCCAGAGUGUUCUCUUAUAACGUGGUGUUUGAACCCGGGGCCACUCAAGAAGACGUUCUACAGUUCUCUGGAAUCAAGCGUCUCAUCGAGAUGGCCGUAGAAGGCUUCAGCACCACGGCGUUCUGCUACGGGCAGACCGGAAGCGGAAAGACGCACACACUCACUGGACCUCCGGGACUGUUCGAGAAGAACCCAGAUCCAUACUCGGAGGACCACGGCCUCGUUUUCCGCUCCUUCAUGUACCUGUUUGAACUGUUAAAACAACGGAGCGAAUUCCACUUCAUACUGAAGGCUUCCUUCUUAGAAAUAUACAACGAAAAGGUCAUCGAUCUCCUAAACCCUGGCACCGCACGGAAACCCCUGGCUGUGCGGUGGUCGAAGAAGUCGAGGGGUUUCUUCGUAGAGAACCUGUUCACCGUGGACUGCGAAGAGCUAGACGACCUUCUGGCUGUGCUGGAAGAAGGUAUGAGGAACCGUUCGGUGGGACGACACAACAUGAAUGACUAUUCCAGUCGCAGCCACACGAUCCUGACCGUUCACAUCACAUCCGAGCAGCAGAUGGGAGAAGAUGGCGUCUUCAUUUCCAAACAGGGGAAGAUAAACUUCGUUGACUUGGCGGGUAGCGAAAUGACCAAGAAGACGCACAGCGAAGGGAAGACGCUAGAGGAGGCCAACAACAUCAACAAGUCCCUCAUGGUCCUUGGGUACUGCAUUGCUUCACUCAGCGACUCACGCAAGAAAGGAGGCCACAUCCCGUACCGGGACAGCAAGCUGACGAAGCUCCUGGCAGACAGCCUUGCCGGAAACGGUGUCACCCUUAUGAUCGCUUGCAUUUCCCCUGCGCGGUCCAAUGUUAGCGAGACAAUAAACACACUGCGUUACGCAGCCAGGGCGAAGAAGAUCAGGACCAAGCCAAUUGUCGUCAUGGAUCCACGAGAGGCCCUGAUACUGAGUCUGAAGAGGGAGGUAAACGCUCUGCAGAGCGAGAAUGACCACCUGCGAUCAGCCAUCAACUUCGCCCAGGACAAACCUCCGGGAACUGCCAGCUCGGACCCAGGAGCCAACUCAUUCAUGCAGGGUCGCCUCGUUCUGAAGACACCUCCCACUGUCGACUUGGAGAAACUGGCCGAGAUGGAGGGCCAGGAGCUAUCGGAACUGGUGAGGCACUACAUGACGGAGAAUGAGGCACUUCGUAAAGAGAAUGCAGAGCUGUUCACAACGAGGGAGCUUGUCCUCCGUGACCAGGAGCUUGUGUGCAGAGAAAACGAGCGGCUCCUCAAGAAGCUGGAAGACGUGAACUCUGUGUGCUGUCGUUCACCCAUCAUACCAGCUAGACCAACCUAUUCUGCUGAAAUGCUGAACAUGUCAGGGAAUGGAGAUCUUGAUGCCACAAAUGUCUGGGUGAAUCCCCUGAAUGCAAGCCUUACUAACACUUUAGGUGGCUCCACCAACAGCACACUACCAGGUCCACGCUUCAAACAAGAUAUACUAGAGGGAAGGAAGUCUGCUAAGCCUCCUCAUCGACUUCCUGAGUCCAUACAGAAAGAACUAGAUAAGAGAAGCAUUGGAAACAGCAUGAUGAACAUUGCUGAGUCUUACCGUGAAAAGAGCCAUAGACGCCACAAUUCAUGGGACAAUGGCAAGGGAAUGCAUGGAUCUACGGGAUCUGCUGACAGUACCUCUUCUGCUCGUAGAAACAAACUCAAGGAACUUGCUGACAACCCAAAUCAAGAUGGCAACUCACGUGUACCUCAAAGGACAUCAUCUACUCCUAUUGGAAGUGUAACCACAGAAUCUCCAUUGCCUGAAGUUAGCUUACAGAGAAGGCCAGCUUCAAUAUCACGGACCACAGAUAAUGAGAUACCGGAUUCUUCUCCUGGAAGUCUCCAUCAUAGCCCUCAUUUGACUAGAAAAAAGGACAGUACUGACCAGCUCAAAACAGCAAACCCUCUUGGCACUCAGAGUCCUAUUCACCAAACAGAGAGACCAAAGAAAGAUCCAUUUGGAAGUCUGGUCUCACUGCAUGAUGGCUCCGAGUAACAUUUUAAUACUUUCCCACUGUUGAAAAGCUUUCAACUUUAAGGAAGACAUCUGCUUCUACAAUGCAACAAAAAGCUGAAACUCACUUGUCUCUGAGAGGGUCUUACAGAUGAAGAGCAGACACACAUCAGAGGUCUAGUGGCAGCAUGAGUGUGAUAUUAAAAGGGCUUUUAAAAAAAUGAUAAUUUUAAGAUAAGACUCAUAUACACCGGUUAUUUUUCCCCUUUAUUGUUUAUGAGAAUAUGAAUAGUUUAUCUGAAUUAUUUAUAACUAAGGUUUGUUAUAACCAUCUGUUACAAGUAUACUUUUAAUGCAUGGUUGUGGUUCCACACUGGUUGUGGAGAUAAUGAAUGGGUGAACUGAUUCUAUAAAUCGUAUAUAGGUCAUUAGUAUUUAUAUUUGGACUACAUUAUUCAUAUGUUUUGUUGAUUUUUUUCUGGUAGGUCUCUAGCAGUAUGUUGCUGUGGUAUUUAUAAUGCUCUUUAUUUACUAGUUUCUCAAAAUAUUCAAGUUUAUAUAUAAUUUUAAACAUUAACAUUAACUAUGUGAGAUUUGAGGUUUUCACAGUGGUGACUAUGAAGAAAGC
Molecule: messenger RNA, 3235 nt
Organism: Cryptotermes secundus
Lineage: Eukaryota; Metazoa; Arthropoda; Insecta; Blattodea; Kalotermitidae
Product: kinesin-like protein KIF12
Exons: 20
Coding region: 148-2649 (833 amino acids)
Biological process (GO): microtubule-based movement
Molecular function (GO): ATP binding; microtubule motor activity; microtubule binding
Source: RefSeq, a predicted model, not a curated record